Messenger RNA from Linum tenue, 1092 nucleotides. Lineage: Eukaryota; Viridiplantae; Streptophyta; Magnoliopsida; Malpighiales; Linaceae. The record is from the annotation of a GenBank genome assembly.
AUGGUGGGCAAAUUCAUGCGCUCCCUUUCCUUCCCCAACAAGAAACCUCCAAUCUCCCACCACUUGAGAUCCAUCAGUCUCCCAUCUCGUCCCCACCCGCUGAUCUCACACUUGCGCCGCCAGAUCGACGAGCUACAUCUCUGGUCGAGUCAGCAGCCAGGUGGCACCACCACCAGAACGUCGACGUGGCUCUGCGACGGUCUGGCUCGACUCAAGGACGUGCACGACUACCUCGACGACAUCAUCCAGCUCCCGCAGACCCGGGAGUCUCUCUGCCGCCGCCACCCGGGGUGGAUCGAGAAUCUUCUGGAAGAUUUCCUCCACUUCGCGGACGCGUACGGAAGCUUCCAGAACGUCAUGUUCGGCAUGAGAGAGCUGCAUCUCUCCGCCCACGUGGCGGUGAGGAAGAGGGACGACGUGAAGGUCGCGGUGUUUCUGAAAUCGAGAAGGAAGUUGUGUGCGGAAAUGGCUAAACUUGUCAACGCGAUUCGAACGAGAAGCGGGUGGGAGUAUGCUCGUGUUGUUGUGGCCCCGGAGGAUGCUGAGCUGGCGGGGAUCUUGAGGGAGAUCGUGGAGGUGACCGUGUUGGUUUCGACGGUUGUUUUUGGUGGGUUUUCGACGAGGAAAACGGCGUCGAGUUGGAUGGGAGGGCUGAGGAAGAGGGCGAGGCGGUCUGCUGCGAAGAUUGUGGAAGUGGGGAUUGAGGAGAUGAGAGGAUUGGGUGGAGAGUGCUUGUUGGGGUUGAAGAGAAAAAGUGACGAGGAAGUUAGGACGGUUAUGAGACGAGUGCAGGCGAUGGAGGCGUGCAUUUGUGAGGUCGAGAAAGGAGGGGAAAGGAUGUUUAGGAGGGAUGUGAAGAGGGCGAGGCGGUCUGCUGCGAAGAUUGUAGAAGUGGGGAUUGAGGAGAUGAGAGGAUUGGGUGGAGAGUGCUUGUUGGGGUUGAAGAGGAAAAGUGAGGGGGAAGUUAGGACGGUUAUGAGACGAGUGCAGGCGAUGGAGGCGUGCAUUUGUGAGGUCGAGAAAGCAGGGGAAAGGAUGUUUAGGAGCUUGAUUAGUACUCGAGUUUCACUUCUCAAUUGUCUCGCUCUCUAG